This is a messenger RNA of Eurypyga helias (sunbittern), 4367 nucleotides long. It is a transcript of the gene ZDHHC17, whose product is annotated as zinc finger, DHHC-type containing 17. The record is from RefSeq and is a predicted model, not a curated record. Gene Ontology annotation, molecular function: protein binding; palmitoyltransferase activity. Gene Ontology annotation, cellular component: Golgi membrane. Gene Ontology annotation, biological process: protein palmitoylation. Bases 6 to 1352 code for a protein of 448 amino acids. The transcript has 12 exons. Lineage: Eukaryota; Metazoa; Chordata; Aves; Eurypygiformes; Eurypygidae.
UAGAUAUGAUGGAUCAAAAUGGAAUGACACCUUUGAUGUGGGCAGCUUACAGAACACAUAGUGUGGAUCCAACCCGAUUACUACUUACCUUUAAUGUUUCAGUUAAUCUUGGAGACAAAUACCACAAAAAUACAGCAUUGCACUGGGCUGUGCUAGCAGGAAAUACUACAGUCAUUAGUCUUCUCUUAGAAGCUGGAGCUAAUGUUGAUGCUCAAAAUAUAAAGGGAGAAUCACCACUUGAUCUAGCAAAACAGAGGAAGAACGUUUGGAUGAUCAAUCACCUACAGGAAGCAAGACAGGCAAAGGGAUACGACAGUCCAUCCUUUCUGAGAAAACUAAAAGCUGAUAAGGAAUUCCGUCAGAAGGUGAUGCUGGGAACUCCUUUUCUAGUUAUUUGGCUGGUUGGGUUUAUAGCAGACCUAGACAUUGAUUCUUGGCUCAUUAAAGGGCUGAUGUAUGGUGGCGUUUGGGCUAUGGUGCAGUUUCUUUCAAAGUCAUUCUUUGAUCACUCCAUGCACAGUGCGCUGCCUCUUGGAAUAUACUUGGCAACGAAAUUCUGGAUGUACGUGACAUGGUUCUUCUGGUUUUGGAAUGAUCUCAAUUUUUUCUUUAUACAUCUUCCAUUCCUCGCUAAUAGCAUUGCACUUUUCUACAAUUUUGGAAAAUCCUGGAAAUCUGAUCCAGGAAUCAUCAAAGCCACGGAAGAACAAAAGAAAAAGACAAUAGUAGAACUUGCGGAGACAGGAAGUCUGGACCUCAGUAUAUUCUGCAGUACCUGCUUGAUACGGAAGCCAGUGAGGUCCAAACACUGUGGUGUAUGCAAUCGAUGUAUAGCGAAGUUUGAUCACCACUGCCCAUGGGUGGGUAACUGUGUAGGAGCAGGGAACCAUCGCUAUUUCAUGGGAUACCUGUUCUUCCUACUUUUUAUGAUCUGCUGGAUGAUUUAUGGAUGUAUCUCUUACUGGGGUUUCCACUGUGAGACAAGUUAUGCGAAGGAUGGAUUUUGGACCUACAUUACACAGAUUGCUACCUGUUCUCCCUGGAUGUUUUGGAUGUUUCUAAACAGUGUUUUUCACUUCAUGUGGGUGGCUGUGUUACUCAUGUGUCAGAUGUACCAGAUAUCUUGCUUGGGUAUCACGACAAAUGAAAGAAUGAAUGCAAGAAGAUACAAGCACUUUAAAGUCACAACCACAUCUAUUGAAAGCCCAUUCAACCAUGGAUGUAUAAGGAACAUUAUAGACUUCUUUGAAUUCAGAUGCUGUGGUCUUUUUCGGCCUGUUAUUGUGGACUGGACAAGGCAGUACACAAUAGAAUACGACCAAACUUCAGGAUCAGGCUACCAGCUAGUGUAGCACCACCUUCAUCCUGCGAGCAUAUCAUAUCUGAGUGGUGCCUGAAAAAUUUUCUCUCUCUCUCGAAUACGCAUCCCUUGAAGAGUAGCAUGCUAUGUGUAGGGCUGAUGAUGAAUCUUAAGGUACCUUCUCUUCAUCAGAAUUUUAUUAACAAAAGUAAAAAUGGACAGAAUAAACUGCCAAACCCGAUAAGGAAGAGGAGGAAGAUCAAAAAGGGAUUUUAACAGUUCUUAACAUGAGAAUUAUUCACGACAGCAUAUUCACAGUAUUUGUUGUUGGGUUUUUUAUUUAAGGUCUUUCACAAUGGAGCAUGAGAUUAUUGAAGUAUUGACAUAAGUAGUUACAUUGUGCUGAGCAGAAAAAAUUAUUUCCCAAGAUCAAUUAAUUACACCAAAACAAGGUUCUAGCAUAUAAAAGUAAAUUUCAUGAUGCAGUUCACUGAUCGCUGUGUUGUAGUUCCUAUAAUGUGAUCUUUUUAAUACAGAUUUUCUGUAGUACGAUGUACAUUGGAAAUUGUGCUUUUCAGUACUGCUAUGAACAUCACAUGGUGGGAUUAAGCGUGUUAAGUUAUAGCAGUAGGGCACGUCGGGUAACGUUGAGAGAAAAAUACGUUGCCCACUUUUUUUUGGUGAUUGCCACUAGUUAGUGGUACAACUAAGUACUUGUGAUCACCCUGUUCUAAGGUUACACAGCCUGACAUAAACAGUGGUGCCAGUAAGGAAAGCUCUUCUCUUGAAGUUAAAGCCCCUCUUAAAUGGGUGACACACCUGUGAAACUAGAUUACAGUAUAUAAUGUUCAGGAAAAAAGUGAAAAAGGUUCAUUAUCUUUGAAGUAAUUUUAUAAGCAACUUGCAAAGUAGCGAGGUUUUGCUGCCAGGUCUGGUCCUGGUACAGUGUAGUGUCGUUGGAGACACGUUGAAAGAGAAAUUGCUUGGGGGAGACCGCAGAUGUGACAGUUGAAACCUCAGUUAUCGAAAGAUGAGAUAGUUUGAAAUCGAAUGCAACUGCGGAAGAAGAACCCACAGUUGCCUGAAAUGCUUAUUUUGUUUGGAUGUAAAGUAACAGAAACGGAAAUUUCAAAACAGCAGCGUGAAAAACCCCGACAGUAGCACGCGCGCACAGAAAACCUAACGCAGCGUUCUGAAGGCGGCGGUGUAGUGGCAUAUGGAAAUCACCCUCCGUUUCUUUUUUUUUUUUUAAGUUCUCAUGCUACAGAUACGUUUGGAAGGUAAGGAAUGAUCUGAAAUUGCAUUCCACAGGGGCUUUUCUUGAAUGUGAUGCACUGAUUUUUUUGUUAUGGUGUUUUCGUAUACUCAUAGUGAAUUGUUCACUGCUUCCUUAACUAUUGUUUACAGAGAGACUGAGAAUCAGGUUAGUUCUCUUCUAAGUGCUGUAGCAACCCAGUGGUUCGAGAAACCUGUGAGGGGAGUUUGGGGAGGGACCUGAAAGCAGAUGUCUGAGACCAGUGUAAAGAAUGUGUAUCUGUAUAUAAAUAAUUUAUCAAAUAGUUUUCUCUCUGUGAGUGUGUGUUUAGUGUAUUUAAAGCUGCUCAUUUUCAUUUUAUUCAACCAAAAAGAAGUGUAGGAAGAUAUCUAAUGAGCUUUUAGUGAUGUUCAAUAUUGCUGUUAAUAGGCAUUAUGCCCUGCAAAUUCACUGCAUGUUUGAUGCUUGGCAAAAUUAGCGUUUUCUGUAAUAUGCAGAUUACAGGUAAUAAAGCAAUCUAGUGGUAUUCCCGGCCCUUGCCUUAGUAAGAGGAGCAGUGAAACUGUAAAUAGUUGAUGUUCAGUAUUUGCAAGUAAACAUUUCUUCUGUAGUUGUUCGUUGAUCUCAAGACACACACUUAGUCUGCAAGUACCAGAUAUCAGGAUUUACAGAAGUGCAGCAUUAGAGUACUCGAACGUUUAAUACUGGAAAAAUCAACAUCGUCUUGGACACAGUUUUAAUGGGCGAGGUUUGGGUGUGGGAGUGGCAAGAACCUUCUUGCUGUUUUUGUCAGACAAAAUUUGUAGUCCUAACGAAGACACGCUGUUUCAGUGAAAACUGUUGAUGUCGGUUACUCACAGUUUUUUCUCAUCAGAAAAAAGCAUGGAGACUUCACGAUGUCGUUUAUUUUAAUCACCAGAAAUGUUCUGCUUAGUUGUUCGUGAUUUGUUUUUUCACAUUUCUGCUGGGGGUCGGUUGACUUGAAGAACUUCAGUCCACUUUGUUAAACGUCGCCUUGCACCAGAAGAGCAGUUCCGUACGUGAUACAAGUUUUGGUUUUAGUUGCCCAGUAGCAUUAACUGCCACGAAUUGUGUCAUGCAGUUCCACGUCAAAAACCUUCGCAGGGAAGAGGUGAUCUGUGGCGGUAUGUAGCGAGUUCUGCGCUAUUUACUUGUUGACAGCUCUCCGGUGACGGUUUUGUUGAGACCUGCAGAGUUUGAGCAAGAGCAGGUAGAUGUGAAAAUUAACUUGCAUACGCGGGUUGGGGAUAUGUGAAGUUUCCAGUGCAAAAUGUAACUUGUCUUGAGUAACAGCGAAUCGUUUGAUGUGAAAUCACAAAGUCAAGCAGGGGGGAGCCAACGAUGCAGCAUUUUUCUGUCAAGUUAUCAAACUUAAAAUCCACUUGUUGAACCAAAACUGCAUUGCUUCUGAAACUUAACAAAGCUGAUCCAGACCAAGAGCAGAUCAGACCAACUGAAUCUGACGUAGGUAGAAUAAAUGGGAAUUUUGUCUUGGCCCUAAACAUGUGCUGUUUCUUUGCAGGUUUCUGUAUUCUUUGAUGUCCACCAGAUUGGGUUAUCUUUUUUUUUCCAAUUAAUGUGUAAAACAGCAUCACUACAUUUUAAGCUAUGGAUUUUUUUGUAUAUUCUUUAUUUAUAACUGUGCCAAGUAUUAUUUUAAUACUGUCGAGAUCUUGAUGUAUUACAUUGUGAACAAAAUAAUCUGUAAAAUGUUUAAUAAAUUAGCUCUCCUUACAUAAAUUAAAUCUUAAAUUUUGUAAGUUAUUAAUCAAAUAAAUAUUGACUCUUAGA